Messenger RNA from Cuscuta epithymum, 1231 nucleotides. The record is from the annotation of a GenBank genome assembly. NCBI's taxonomy places the organism in Eukaryota, Viridiplantae, Streptophyta, Magnoliopsida, Solanales, Convolvulaceae.
UUCUCAAGAUGGUGGAAGAAAUGGAGAAAUCAACUCAACCGGAGGAACCCGAGAAAUCCUCAUUAUCGUCAGCCACCGACGGAGGAGAUGCAGCAGACGGAUUGGAGGAAGGAGAGAUCGCGGGCGAGUCAGAUGAGAUGCCCAAUCCAGACAAGGGAUUGACGACAAAACACCCGUUAGAGAACUCGUGGACCUUCUGGUUUGAUAACCCCUCUGCUAAAUCCAAACAGGCCGCCUGGGGAAGCUCUAUCCGUCCCGUGUAUACUUUCUCCACGGUUGAAGAUUUCUGGAGUGUUUACAAUAACAUACACCAUCCGAGCAAGUUGGGCAUUGGAGCGGAUUUCCAUUGUUUCAAGCAUAAAAUUGAACCAAAGUGGGAGGAUCCUAUUUGUGCCAAUGGAGGGAAGUGGACUGUAACCUAUGGAAGGGGGAAAUCUGAUACUAGUUGGUUGUAUACGUUGUUGGCAAUGAUUGGGGAGCAAUUUGACCAUGGCGAUGAAAUAUGUGGAGCUGUUGUGAAUGUCCGAAAUAGGCAGGACAAAAUUUCUAUCUGGACCAAGAAUGCUGCCAAUGAAUCAGCCCAGGUUAGUAUUGGGAAGCAAUGGAAGGAGUUUCUGGAUUACAAAGACACAAUCGGUUUCAUAUUUCAUGAUGAUGCGAAGAAACUUGACAGGAAUGCCAAGAAUCGUUACACAGCAUAAGUCUUGACUUCGAAACCAAUUGAAUGCUGGAUAUUAUCCAUACAAAAUGUUCCCAGUAUUAUCAAAUCUUAUGUGAGCUAGUUGUUCGGUGGUUAAUAUAACUUGGACCUGCCCUUUUGCAGUGGAGAGAAUUCCCUAUAUAGGAGUAAAAACGUUUUGAAAUUCCAAAAAAGGAGUAUCAUGUUUUUUAUUCCCUAAAUAGCAUAAAAUAUCUUUCAAGUUUGGGCAUUACAAGGCUUUAAACAUGACAUUUUUUCCAAACUUGGCAAAUUACUCCUAUACAGGGAAUAGAAAACUUGGCAAAUUACUCUUAUUUAGGACAAUUUCUCUUUGCAGUGUUAUUGCACUUCUUUUUGUUCUCUCUCAUGUAGUCAAGCCCUUUUGGUCUUGACCACCAAAUCGUGGGUGAUGGAUGUAUACCAUCUUCGAGUGGAUAUUGGAACGGACUGCCAUGCUUUAUGUAGUUGUUAUUAUCGUAAAACUUUUAUAUACUUUUAGUUCAUGUAUAUAUGGUAUUAUUUUCUUAGGUC